This is a messenger RNA of Salpingoeca rosetta, 1549 nucleotides long. RefSeq lists its product as uncharacterized. NCBI's taxonomy places the organism in Eukaryota, Choanoflagellata, Craspedida, Salpingoecidae. Bases 209 to 1510 code for a protein of 433 amino acids. The transcript has a single exon. Gene Ontology annotation, molecular function: protein binding. The record is from RefSeq and is a predicted model, not a curated record.
GCGGAACGUGCUGACCUUUGGUGGAAGAUCGCACAAUCACACACGCUCACGCACACACGCACACGCACACACGCACACUCGCACACACUCUCUCACACUCUCGCACGCUCACGCACUCGCACGCUCACGCACUCACACUCUCUCACAUACUCGCACGCUCACUCAAUCGCACGCUCACUCUCUCUCAUAAUCACACAAGCACACACAUAUGUGGCGGCUGUCGUGGUUGGUGCUGCUGGUUCUUGUGGCGUCGCCACAGCUGGGCGUGCUUGUCGUUGUGCACGGAAACGACGAAGACCAUCAAGAGGCUGCGGCAGACGGCACAGCGCUGCUGGUGGAGGAUGAGUUUGGGGACGUGCACAUGAACACGACGACACAGGGUGCGCGCGUGUUUGUCAACGGCGUCGAUGUGUUGCAGACCAUCGACACGCUCGAGUCGUCCAUUCGCUUCAUGGAGGCCACCCUAACAUGGACGCUGGAGGGUGUGUGUCCGAGCGAUUUCGCCUCCCACCAGCUGGAUCAGGACACCAUCCCCUUUCCAGCAUCACAGCAAGACACGCCGGCCUCCCACGGGCUCUGGUGGGGUGGCGUGGCUGCGAGCAACGGCCUCAUCUACGCAACGCCGUCGCAGUCGGAUUCCGUGCUCAUCAUCGACCCCGCCACUGGCGCCGUGGACGCCACCACCAUCACGGGCCUCACGACCGCCUUGGGGAAGUGGAUUGGCGGGCACGAGUCCAAUGCCACCAGCUUCAUCUACUGCGUGCCGCAAUACGCCACCUCCGUGCUCAUGAUUGACCUGCGCACCAACACCGCCAUCACCACCGCCAUUUCGGGCCUGCCCGUGCACACCGACAAGUGGCGCGGGAGUGCCAUGGCCGAGGACGGGCGCAUCUUCGCAGCGCCGUCGUCGUACUCGGCAAUCCUCAUCAUCGAGCCGGAGUUCAACCGCGUUGACUACACCACCAUGGCAGGGUUUGACGGCACCGUGUUCAACAAGUGGAACGACGCCGUGCUUGCAGGCAACGGCAAGAUCUACUGCAUCCCCGCCAACGCCGACAGCGUGCUCCUCAUCGACCCGGCAACCAACACGUUUGACGCGACGUCCAUCGUGGCGUCUGGCCCAGGGUUCCAGGAGUGGGGAUUCGGCGUACUUGCAGGGAUCAACGGCAAGAUCUAUGGCAUGCCCUACGAUGCAGACAGCGUCCUCAUCAUUGACCCUGCCACGGACACAGUCGACACCACGACAAUGAGCGGUGUUGGGAACACGCCAAACAAGUGGCUAACUGGUGCAAGUGCAGCAAACGGUCUCAUUUACGCCUUUCCAGCAAGCGACGUGUCAUCCGUGCUCAUCGUUGACCCGACGUCAGACACGUUUGACAGCACAUCCGUGUCCUCGCUCCCAAGUGGAAACUUUCAAUUCUCAACCGUGGCCGCACGCAACGGUAAUGUGUAUGGGAUUCCCUUCUUAGCACGCUCCAUUCCCGCCCUCCACACAACAUGCACUCUUUGACUGGUUUAGGCUAGCGAGUGUGUGUGUGUGUGUGUGUGU